UUUCUUUCUUCUUCUUGUUUUACCAAUGUCUUUCUUCAACACCAAUAUCGAUUCUAUUCUUUCCUCCUGUCAUUUACAACCAUCUUUGGAAUUAUCUCAAGUGGAUCUUCAAACUUAUGUAGAUCGUAUUACUGCCGAUGGAAGCUGGUGCAAUGAUUAUUAUCUUAAAACACAACAAGACGAGAACAAUAGUCAACAUGAAAAUAUUUAUAAGAUUUAUGCAGACACAUUGGACAACAUCUUCACCAAGGUCAUUCACUGCGACGCGUCUAUUCAACUAUCACUAGUAAAAGUAUUAUAUCAAACUUUGGUCUCACAAGAUAAAAACCACUUUGGAGAAUGUUUCAUGAAGAACCACGAUAUUACCUUACAAAAACUCCUCUCUGACCUACUUAUCACGAACCAUAAACCAGUAUCAGCUAGUGUGGAAAUGAAACGACUUGUACUUGAACUAUUGGAACGUAUACUUUGUGUGUGUAGACCUCUAGAAUCUUUAGCCUGGGUGAAUGAAAAACUCUACGAUUUGGAUUGGACCUCCUCUUCUGAUGAUAAUGAUCAAAAUGAUUUGUCCAAUAUGGUGAUGAUUUUUGUUACUACGAUUCAGGUUUAUGGAAAAUCAGUACUGGAAAAUAGUUUAGGGGAUAUCAAGAUAUAUAAUUACAUCACACCUCUAUUGACUUCAUGCGUAGAUGCUUUAUCUUUUGUGAAUACAAUGAUGCGACAAAGUAUACCAGCAAAUUUGGAACAUCAAAUGGAUUAUGUAACUAUUAUAAACAGUAUACUUGAUCUUGUUACAUAUUGUUACUCUAUUUCGUCUGAUACACAGCAACAAGAUCGUGAUGCUAUCUUCCAUAUAGCCAACUAUUUGGUAGUUCUUAUUUUUGACAAAUUUGUGUCAAAUGUAAACACAACGCUCAGCAGCACAUAUUACGAACAACACCAUAGGCGAUACAAGGUGAAGAAAAAAACAACCAGUGAAUCACCCAAUAAAAGUGAUCACAAUGUGAUAAUGGAUUGUGUAUCACGUUGCCUGACCUUAGUGGCUCAUAAUGGCUUGACAUUCGACAGAUUAUUACUUCUUCAACGACAAUAUGAUGAUGGAAUGAUUUUGGGAAAAAGUGAACUUCGUUUUCCUCUCAGCUACAAUGGUAUAAUGACGAUGAUGGCACUAUCUAUUUAUGAUCGGUAUAUGAACACAGAUCUAGCAAACCAAGAUCCACGGCGUUAUCUUUUCCCACUUUUGAUUGAUCCAGUUUGGAUUGGCCGCAACUGUCUUGGGAUGAUUAUAUCCUUAUUGCACAAUCCUCAAGAUGCUGGUAGGAUAGACAAAUCUCUUUUGAUACUUUUAUACUUGGCUGAUAAUGUGGAUAGUGAAACACUCUCAUUGUCAUUGGAUAUACUCGAUAAGGAGCUCCAAGGUCCCUUGAUCAAUGGUCAGAAAAUGACACUAGUAAAGGCAUUUCAGACUUUGACAUCCAUGACUUGUAUGGCGGACAAUGCAAAUUUUCGAUUUUUGGGACAUCAGUUACUGCAACGCUUCUUACAACUGGGUACAGACGAAAUUCGCCUUUUUGUUUUGACAGAACUACUUCAAAACUGCCCAUUUCCGACAAUGCAUACUGCAGCGAUUGGAUUACUGAAAGAUCAAGUAGAUCAAGCUCUUCGUCUGAAACAUGGAAACACGAUGUUCUGCUCAAGGGUUAUUCUAGACAAGUUUUUCCCUAUCAUAUACCAGGUUGAUAACAACAAGGACAACGAUAAUGACACUGACAAAGAGAAAGAAAUAUUCUGGGACAAGUAUAAUUACCAUAUGCAAGCAUUGAACUUUUAUUAUUACUUGAUGAUGGCUGAUGAAAAGGAAAAUUAUACCUGCGUUUGGGAUCAACAACAAAUAGAAUGGUUGAAGACAAAUUAUCUUAAUCCAUUGGAACAAAAGGUGAUCCAAUUAUACUCAUUAUGUCAACAAGAUGAUGAUAACGAUUCAUUGGUCAAAUGUAUGCAACUGGAUAUGAUGAAGGAUAUAAUGGAAAAGAUUACAAACAAAACGCAAAGCAAACAAAUCUCUUCUAGUUAGAAUCAAUGAUAGUAUACCG
Halteromyces radiatus is the source of this 2093-nucleotide messenger RNA. RefSeq lists its product as uncharacterized. Gene Ontology annotation, cellular component: cytoplasm. Bases 26 to 2074 code for a protein of 682 amino acids. The record is from RefSeq and is a predicted model, not a curated record. Lineage: Eukaryota; Fungi; Mucoromycota; Mucoromycetes; Mucorales; Cunninghamellaceae. Gene Ontology annotation, molecular function: ubiquitin-protein transferase inhibitor activity. The transcript is spliced from 10 exons.